Molecule: messenger RNA, 1789 nt
Organism: Hydra vulgaris (swiftwater hydra)
Lineage: Eukaryota; Metazoa; Cnidaria; Hydrozoa; Anthoathecata; Hydridae
Source: RefSeq, a predicted model, not a curated record
GGUAACCGCACUAAUUAAGUAUCAAGUGAAACUGAAAAAGUCACUGUUUUUUAUUCAACGCGAGGUGUUUACGCUGAUAUGUUAGGACUUAUAAGAAGAACCUUUGAGGAAUCUCAUAACAGAAGCAACUAUGUUUACGCUUCAAGAAUUUCUAAUGAUGGCAACACUUCAUUAGACGAUUUAAAAAAAGAAGAUAUGAAUGAUAGUUCGGUGCAUUCUUACCAUAUGUGGCUUAAAGAAAGACAAAACGCGAGUGAAAAUAACAAGUCGACUGAAAAUACUGCAGUGAAGGAAGAUGAAGACGAUGAUAGCGGAGAGGAAAACUUUCGCGUAGAUGCUGUUCUCGAACGAGGUCCUUCGCCUCCAGAAUCCGAAAACUCUAAUUCGUAUGAAUGGUCGUAUGAAGAGCAGUUUAAGCAGUUAUAUGAAAUUGACAACGAACCUGAACGAAAAACAUUUCUUGAUGAAUAUUUUGAGUUCAUGAAAAGCAGAACAACCCCCGUUAGUAGAAUUCCGAUAAUGGCAAAGCAAAUUUUGGACUUGUAUCAAUUAUACAACCUCGUUGUUAAACACGGGGGCCUCGUACAGGUUAUUCGAAAUAAACAGUGGAGCAAAAUAACAAAAGGACUAAACCUUCCAACUUCAAUUACCAGCGCUGCGUUUACACUACGCACGCAGUACUUGAAAUAUUUGUAUGCAUAUGAAUGCACUAUGCAUAAUUUAUCAACUCCUAAAGAAUUACAAGCUGCUAUAGAUAGUAAUCGAAGAGACAGGUUUUCUACCUUAUAUCACUCGGAGCCUACAAUGACGCCAAAUUCUCGAGAUGAGCGUUUUACUGGAUAUCCAGUUAACGGUUGUGAAUAUCCAGUUACUCAGCAGCGUCAUCAUGUUCCUCCGCAUCCAGUUUUAGGAUCACAAAUCGACAUGCGAUAUGGAUUAAAACGGCACAGCGAUGCGUUAACUUCAAAGCCGUUUGAUAAAUACAUGGAUAGUCCCAAGGUAAUUGUUCUGCAAGACGGAAAUCCUUCAAUGAAUGAUACUCGUGAUCCGCGUGAUCCUCGUGCUAAUAAAUUAAGUCCUCCGCCAUCAUUUCAUCAUCGUUCUCGUUCACCUAGUCACGAAAAUGAAAUGCGUACACUUGCACGACAUGUAUUAGAAGAAGAAACAAGAAGAAGACUUAUAUGUAAAGACAAAAAUUGCAACGGGUUUGAUUGCCAAUACCCAAGACAAGAUUUUCAUAGGCCAAGAGGUCAUAACGAAAAUAUGCUAAAUACGUGCACAUGCGCAUACUGUAAAGAUUAUACAUCAGGAAAUAAUUAUUCAACAAAUCUAAGAGACUUAUCACGUCAUCACAUGGAUGGAGCAAGUGCAAACCAUGAUGCUACAAGAAGCCAUUUGCAUACUUCUCCGCGUGGAGAAAGAAAUUUUUCUUCUAUACCAACUUCUGUAAAAAAAGAUGAUAAAACUAACGAUAACGAGACUAUGACAACUUUGAAAAUUAAGCUACCAAACUUACGCAAAGGCGGUACAAUACAAAUUUCUCUUGAGGUUGAGGGUGUUCUUUAUGAAGGACUUAUGAGCGCAAAAACCGUAAACAACAAAACAAGUCCGUCGGAUAACAGAAAUGAACCGAAUGAAAACUCCUGAAACCUUCUGCUUUGUUGAUGCGGUAUAAAUAAAGACAAUAGCAUCAAUUGUACAUAUAAACUGCUUAUAUAUUUACGCAUAGAUUUGUUUUUUAGUUGUUUUUUAAUACAGAAGAGAUUUUAGCUAAGUUAUUUGUAUAAAA